AUGUCUGCAGAUACUGUACCUCUCACCAAGGUCGAUUCAGCCAUCGCUGGCUUAACCAUAUCAGAUGAGAAAGCCCCUGAAACCAAGCACAAGGAAGUCAAGAAGUCGCACAAGCGUGUCGGGUCUCAUCAUGAGGAUGGCGUCACUACUAUGAAAGAUCUGGAGGAGCACAAGAUCGAGAUCACCCUACCCAUUGAGUCACAAAAAACGGGGUGGAAACUGAACACCUCUCCAAACUCCAUUGAGGACAAGGAUAUCCUCAAGCUAAAACUCAUCGACCCCCCUGUCAAGAAGAUUGACUUGCACUUCCCUCUAGGUCUGGAAGUGACUGCGCGGAAUUCCAAGGGAGUUACAAUAAAGGACGCACUAGAUGCAAUCUACAAACAGUUCAAAAAGAAGGCUGAUGACGAGUUGGAGAACCCCUACCUCGCUGGUUUCGAGUGGGACAAAGAAGAGUGCUGGACCCGAUUGAUCGUGCACCAGAAGGCGGUAGGACUACCCCAACAACCUGGAAAGAAGCACAAGAAGAAGUCCAAGGAUGAGGAGUAG
Messenger RNA from Penicillium taxi, 549 nucleotides. RefSeq lists its product as uncharacterized. Bases 1 to 549 code for a protein of 182 amino acids. NCBI's taxonomy places the organism in Eukaryota, Fungi, Ascomycota, Eurotiomycetes, Eurotiales, Aspergillaceae. The record is from RefSeq and is a predicted model, not a curated record. The transcript is spliced from 4 exons.